AUGGAAAACCAAACCACAAACUUCAUUGAUUUGGCAUCAACAACAGAAUUUGACUACGGCGACUCAGCGCCAUGCUCAGGGACAGAGGAAAAGCACUUUGCAGCACAACUCCUGCCACCCCUCUAUUCUUUGGUGGUGAUAUUUGGCCUCACAGGCAACCUGCUCGUUGUCCUCAUCCUGGUAAAAUACAAGAGGCUGAAGAGCAUGACAGACAUCUACCUGCUCAAUCUGGCAAUUUCUGAUUUGCUGUUUGUAUUUUCUCUCCCCUUUUGGGCUUAUUACGCUGCUCACGACUGGAUUUUUGGGGAUGCUCUGUGCAAAAUGCUCUCGGGUGUCUACCUGCUUGGCUUCUACAGCGGCAUCUUCUUCAUCAUCCUGCUGACCCUGGACAGGUACCUGGCCAUCGUGCACGCAGUGUUUGCUCUGAAAGCCAGGACAGUCACCUACGGCCUCCUCACCAGCACUGUCACCUGGGCUGUGGCUCUUUUUGCCUCUGUUCCUGGGAUCAUAUUCCACAGAACUCAGAAGGAGAAUUCACGUUACACUUGCAGUGUCCACUAUCCGAGCGAUACCACAAUAAAUUGGAAGAACUUUCUUAUUUUAAAGAUGAACAUCCUGGGACUUAUUGUUCCAAUGAUCAUCAUGAUUUUCAGUUACUCACAAAUUCUGAAAACGUUACUGAGAUGCAAGAAUGAGAAGAAACAGAAGGCAGUCAGACUUAUUUUCAUGAUCAUGAUUUUUUACUUCAUCUUCUGGACGCCGUUCCAUAUUUCUUCUUUUUUGCACACUUUCCAAAAUUCACUUUUCCACACAAAUUGUGACAUCAAAGGUCAAUUGGAGAAAGCAAUCCAAGUGACAGAAACAGUAUCCAUGAUCCACUGUUGCAUCAAUCCAGUGAUCUAUGCAUUUGUUGGAGAAAAAUUUAGGAAAUAUCUUUAUGCCUUUUUCCGAAAGCACGUUGCAGCCCACCUCUGCAAAAAGUGUCCAAAUCUUUACCAUGAAAAAUUAGAAAGAGUUAAUUCCGCAUUCACACCAUCCACUGCAGAGCACGACAUCUCUACAGGACUGUAA
This is a messenger RNA of Merops nubicus (carmine bee-eater), 1071 nucleotides long. Its product is annotated as C-C chemokine receptor type 5-like. Gene Ontology annotation, biological process: immune response; G protein-coupled receptor signaling pathway; inflammatory response. Bases 1 to 1071 code for a protein of 356 amino acids. The record is from RefSeq and is a predicted model, not a curated record. Lineage: Eukaryota; Metazoa; Chordata; Aves; Coraciiformes; Meropidae. Gene Ontology annotation, cellular component: cytoplasm; membrane. The transcript has a single exon. Gene Ontology annotation, molecular function: C-C chemokine receptor activity.